AUGAGGGCAGGCGGGGCAAUGGCGAUGGCGACACUGGUGUGCGUGGCGCUCACCGCUCGCGCCAAGAUCAUGAGAAACAACGCGCUGAUGAACCGAAUGAUGUCGCAGUUCCAGAAGGACAACAGCAUCAACCUCUCCGUGGAGCCCACGGCCAAUCCCCCCCAACAGUCGGACGUCAUGUCACUCAUGCAGGGCGUGCUGUGCAGGAACUUCCCCACGAUCCCGUGUGCGGUGAUCAUGCAGGACGACACGCUCAGCCGUCUCAUCAAGAAGUCCAUCCAGGAGAUAAACAACAAGAAGCGGUCGUUGGAGAGGACGACGCAGGCGGUCGACUACAAAACCAAAUACCCGAUCGUGAACAGCGAGGACCUGUCCAAUUUCCUCCAGGUGCAGAACACGGGCUACUUCGAAGACAGAGGGGAGAAGUACGGCAAAAAGAAACAGAAGACGGCGAAAACGGACCGGGUGGGUUGGUCGCACGAGAGCCUGAUGAGCACGAAGAAGCAGAACUCGAAACGGACCUCGAUGUACGGAAGGAAGAAGCUCAGGAAGUUCUACCCGCAUAAGGUUAAGUACAAAGACAAGAACUUGAGAGAGGCAAAGCCGGAGUUCAGGGAUUACUCUGAUGAGAAACUGUCCAUGUCGGUGGAGCUCCCAGACAUGAUGAUGACGAAGCAGCACCAGCACUUCUCGUACAAGCUGGAGCCCGCCGACCCGGCCGUGUGGCGGAUUGACUACGCCAAGCACGGGGAGCCGAGCAUGAACCUUUUAGGCUCCCUCACGAAGUCUGGGGCCAAGGCGUUCAUGGACGACAACGAGUUGGAGCCAUCGCCCAGGAAGGACGUCUUGCACCCAGACGUGUACAUCAAGAAGAACUACGUCAGACGGAACUCUGAGCUGAUAGAC
Molecule: messenger RNA, 906 nt
Organism: Iphiclides podalirius (scarce swallowtail)
Lineage: Eukaryota; Metazoa; Arthropoda; Insecta; Lepidoptera; Papilionidae
Source: the annotation of a GenBank genome assembly